Messenger RNA from Fusarium sp. VM40, 870 nucleotides. The record is from the annotation of a GenBank genome assembly. Lineage: Eukaryota; Fungi; Ascomycota; Sordariomycetes; Hypocreales; Nectriaceae.
AUGUCGUCCGAAGCAGAUGCUCCAACCGAGAGCGAACUAAUUGAUCAGGAAAUCGCUGCACUCAAGGAGCAAGCUGCCGCAUUGCGCAAGUCUCUCAAGAUUGAAACCUCUACCAUCUUCGCUGCGCCCUCAACACAGGCAUUUCUCAAGCCGUCCAGAAGCUUCCUUUCAUCUCGAAAUACGCCCUCCCGCGCAAAACUCAUCAGCGAAUCCGAUAAGCAGAAGGCUUUCGUUCAGCAAUGUCGUUAUCGUACCUGUAGCUCUAUCACAGCGUUCAAAGUUCAUGACCCCGAUCCUAACGCAGUCGACGGCGGCCAUGUUCUUGGCUUGCGUUUCGAAAUAAUGUCCAAGGGCCAAUUCUUGCCACCCUACUACGUUAUGCUCAACCGACCAUACUUCAACUCCAAGCACAUCCGCAUCCACCGACACACCCUCCCUCCUGCGAUUCCUCUCUCUGGCUUGGCAGCCCGCCAUCUCCCAGCGCCACGACCUGAGAGCGACAGCCCAACUCAACAGAACCUGGACCGAUUUGUCAGGACACUUCGACGCGAAAUAGUGCGAUACCACAACCGUCUCGGUGUUUCUGCCGACUUGAGACGAAGCCUCGGAUUGCACGACAGGAUGGAUGAUAUUGUCCUACCUGAUGAUAUUGUUGAGGUCGGAAUAGCUGAUAUCGAAGCCAAGCAGAUUAGGUUCUCUUGGGCUGAUGACCGGAGCGGCAGAGUUGUUAUGGACAAUGACGGCAAGGUUGUCAAACUUAUGAUGUUUGGCAGAGAAGGUCGUGAUUGGGAGACAACAAAGGAGCUGUACGGCAAGUAUGAGCGUAUCGAGGAUGUGGCCAGAACGCUACAGGAAUAUGUCAAUGGAUGA